Xiphias gladius (swordfish) is the source of this 3047-nucleotide messenger RNA. It is a transcript of the gene grm8a, whose product is annotated as glutamate receptor, metabotropic 8a. The record is from RefSeq and is a predicted model, not a curated record. The coding region runs from base 1 to 2778 and encodes 925 amino acids. The transcript has 14 exons. Gene Ontology annotation, cellular component: membrane. Gene Ontology annotation, molecular function: group III metabotropic glutamate receptor activity. Gene Ontology annotation, biological process: regulation of synaptic transmission, glutamatergic; G protein-coupled glutamate receptor signaling pathway. Lineage: Eukaryota; Metazoa; Chordata; Actinopteri; Istiophoriformes; Xiphiidae.
AUGGAACCACAGUGGAAACCGACUUCCUACCCACGGUCUCCCUCUGUCGUCUUCCUGCUUGUGGCUACUUUCUACACUUGGCUCCUUCCUGUCACCUCCCCUCAGCGAAUCCCAACAGACCCCCAGGCAGCGCCGGAGUACGCCCACUCAAUCCGACUAGACGGGGACAUCAUCCUCGGCGGACUAUUUCCAGUCCACUCCCGGGGAGACCGCGGCACGCCCUGCGGGGAGCUGAAAAAGGAGAAGGGCAUCCAUCGUUUGGAGGCCAUGAUGUUCGCCAUUGACCUGAUCAACAAGGAUCCCGAGCUGCUGCCCAACAUCACGCUGGGGGCCCGGAUCUUGGAUACCUGCUCCAGGGACACAUACGCUCUGGAGCAGUCCCUGACUUUUGUGCAGGCCUUGAUUGAGAGGGAUGGCUCCGACGUGCGCUGUGCUAACGGAGACCCACCGAUCUUCACCAAGCCAGAUAAAAUCGUGGGGGUGAUUGGAGCUGCAGCCAGCUCGGUGUCCAUCAUGGUGGCCAACAUCCUGCGCUUGUUUAAGAUCCCUCAGAUCAGCUACGCCUCCACAGCCCCAGAACUGAGUGACAACACUCGCUACGACUUCUUCUCCCGCGUGGUACCACCGGACUCCUACCAGGCCCAGGCCAUGAUGGACAUCGUCACGGCGAUGGAGUGGAACUACGUGUCCACGCUCGCCUCAGAGGGCAACUAUGGAGAGAGUGGCGUGGAGGCCUUCAUACAGAUCUCCAGAGAAACUGGUGGUGUGUGUAUUGCCCAGUCCUUGAAGAUCCCUAGGGAGCCCAGGCCGGGGGAGUUUGACAAGAUCAUCAGACGCUUGCUGGAGACCUCCAAUGCCAGGGCCAUCAUCAUGUUCGCUAAUGAGGACGACAUACGACGAGUGUUGGAUGCAGCUAAAAGGAACAACCAGACCGGUCACUUCCUGUGGGUGGGUUCAGACAGCUGGGGGUCCAAAAUCUCUCCUGUGAUCGGCCAGGAGAGAGUGGCCGAGGGCGCCAUCACAAUUCUUCCCAAACGAGCUUCUGUGGAUGCGUUUGACCGGUAUUUCCGUAGCCGCUCACUGUCCAACAACAGAAGAAAUGUUUGGUUCGCUGAAUUCUGGGAGGAAAACUUCAACUGUAAGCUGGGGAUGCACGGUAAACGACCCGGUAGCCUGAAAAAAUGCACAGGUUUAGAAAAAGUUGGUCGGGAUUCCAGUUACGAACAAGAGGGGAAGGUUCAGUUUGUGAUGGAUGCUGUGUACGCCAUGGCCCACGCUUUGCACCGCAUGCACCGGGAACUCUGCUACGGCUACCCAGGCCUCUGCCCGCGCAUGGCCAAUAACAUUGACGGCAAAGAGCUGCUCAGCCACAUUCGUGCUGUCAACUUCAAUGGAAGUGCCAGUACACCAGUGGUUUUUAAUGAGAAUGGAGAUGCUCCAGGAAGAUACGAUAUCUUCCAAUACCAGAUUACCAACAGAUCUACUGCAGAGUACAGAGUGAUAGGCUCCUGGACCAAUAAACUACACCUUAAAGUGGAGGCCAUGCGUUGGAGGACAGGUGACCCAUCUCUCCCAGCAUCUGUAUGCAGCAUCCCGUGCCGUGCGGGUGAAAGGAAGAAAGUGGUGAAAGGUGUGCCCUGUUGCUGGCACUGUGAGCGCUGUGAGGGAUACCACUAUCAGGCUUCAGAGUUCACCUGUGAGCUGUGUCCAUAUGAGAUGCGACCUGACUCCAACCGCACCGGCUGCGUUCCCAUCCCGAUCAUCAAGCUGGAGUGGCACUCCCCUUGGGCCAUCGUACCUGUCUUCAUCUCCAUGUUGGGGAUUAUCGCCACCUCCUUCGUCAUUGUCACUUUUGUCCGGUACAACGACACGCCCAUCGUACGAGCAUCAGGCCGGGAGAUGAGCUAUGUGCUGCUGACAGGAAUCUUCCUGUGUUACGCCAUUACGUUCCUGAUGAUCGCGACACCGGAUGUGGGAGUGUGUUCAUUCAGGAGGAUUUUCUUGGGCUUGGGCAUGUGUUUCAGCUAUGCAGCCCUGCUCACCAAGACCAACAGGAUACAUCGCAUCUUUGAGCAAGGGAAGAAGUCUGUAACAGCACCAAGGUUCAUCUCUCCUGCCUCCCAGCUCGUCAUCACCUUCUCCCUGAUCUCAGUUCAGCUCCUGGGCGUGUUUGUCUGGUUCGCGGUGGACCCUCCCCACACUGUCGUGGACUACGGUGAGCAGCGGACCCAGGACCCCAUGUCGGCGCGCGGCGUCCUCAAGUGUGACAUCUCGGACCUGUCGCUUAUCUGCUCCCUGGGUUAUUCCAUCCUGCUGAUGGUGACGUGCACAGUUUACGCCAUCAAGACACGAGGUGUGCCCGAGACCUUCAACGAAGCGAAGCCCAUCGGAUUUACCAUGUACACCACUUGCAUCAUCUGGCUGGCGUUCAUACCAAUCUUCUUUGGCACAUCCCAGUCUGCAGAGAGGUCUACAGAGAGUAUGUAUAUCCAAACAACCACCCUGACUAUCUCCCUCAGCCUGUCUGCCUCUGUGUCUCUGGGGAUGCUCUACAUGCCCAAGGUCUACAUCAUCCUCUUCCACCCCGAGCAGAACGUACCCAAACGAAAACGCAGCUUCAAGGCAAUUGUGACGGCUGCCACCAUGUCGGGAAAACUGACCCAGAAGGGAGGAGACCGGCCCAACGGAGAGGUGAAGACUGAACUAUGUGAGAGCAUGGAGACCAACACUUCAUCAACUAAGACAACAUAUGUCAGCUACAGCAAUCAUGCCAUCUGAAGGAACCACAGAAGACGGAGAAGGGGAUUGGACAGGAGAGGGGGCAUGUCUUGGGGCAGGGCCAAGCAAAAGAAGAAGCCGUCAUUCAAAGCCUAUUGGCUGGAGAACUGGUGGACAGACAGUGCGCCCAAUGGAAUCCAAGCAUGAGACAUUUUGUAUUGUUCCGCAUCAAACCACAGAGAGUUGGGACCACAUAAACAGCCAGUCAGUGUGCCUGCUUUCCCACUGCUCACAGCUCAUUGGUCCUACCAUGAACUUACCUGUUUUAA